This is a messenger RNA of Fusarium keratoplasticum, 624 nucleotides long. RefSeq lists its product as uncharacterized. The transcript is spliced from 2 exons. The record is from RefSeq and is a predicted model, not a curated record. Bases 1 to 624 code for a protein of 207 amino acids. NCBI's taxonomy places the organism in Eukaryota, Fungi, Ascomycota, Sordariomycetes, Hypocreales, Nectriaceae.
AUGAAGUACUCUGCUGCUACCGUCUUCGCCAUCAUGGCCCUUGCCAAGGCCCAGUCCGUCUCUGUCCCUGGCGAGGAUCAGGUUUCUUCCAUCGUCGGUGAGGUCAGCAGCCGUGUUGAGAGCAUCCGCUCUGAGGUCGAGAGCCGAGCUGCUGAUGCUUCCGCCGGUGCCUCCUCCAUUGCUGAAGAGAUCUCGUCCCGCGUUGCCAGCCUCAGCAGCGCCGCCAGCGCCAGCGGUGCCUCCGAGACUGUCACCGAGACCGGCACCGUGACCGCUACCGGCACCGCUACUGACGAGACCGAGACUGGCACCGCCACCGAUGAGACCGAGAGCGGUACCGAGACUGGUACUGAGACUGGCACCGAGACCAAGAAGUCUGUCGACACGGCUGCUAUUGCCAGCAAGACCAGCGAGAUCGGCGACCGCAUCGCCAGCCUGAGCUCGAAGGUGGCCGACGCUACUGGCGAGGCGGCCGCCUCGAUCAGCUCUGAGAUUGCCGCUGCCACCUCUGAGAUCGGUGCCCUCGCCAGCAGUGCCACCGAGGGCAACUCGGGUGCCAUGCACACCGCUGCCAUCGCCAUGGGUGCUCUCUUUGGUGGUGCCGCCGUCAUUGUCAACAUGUAA